GGCGCCUAAAAUGGAGGCUUUGGCGUCUGCUACUUUUGGUCCUAUUUUGAAAGUGGUUGAUAAAACUUUACCUUUUCCCUCUUCUCCUCCUCCUGCUUUUACUUACGUUAUAGCCUAGGCAGUUUUAUUAUUAAGUGAUUUCUGUUACACUUAUGCCAAACCCAAUAAAUUUUUCUGAUCUUUCUCUUAAUUUAUCUGUCCUCCUUAAUUCCAAAAGCAGCCAAAAAUCAGCAGUUUUAUCUCCUGUCUUUGGGUAACUCUUCCUGCUUUUUCUCCUUUUCAGCAUCUGUUAGCUUUUACUCUCAGCUUCUCUGCUCAAAGGCUAUAUUUCAGCAAAAUUAAUAUUAUGGGAAAGAACAAGUGGACUAGGCAUGUUGAUCAUGAAGAUGAGAAUAUACAUCCAGGUUGCAUGUGGGGACUCAUACAUGCCUUUGGCUACCAUAGUUGGCACUCUCGUGUAAAGAGGAAAUCUCUGCCCAGAAUCGCAAGCGAUCGUCUUUCCAAAGAAAAAUUGGUUGUCCAAGAUCCCAGUGAACUAAAUAUGUUUUUGGAUGACAAUGAAAGUCAGUUCUUGGUUGAUAAGAGCACCAGAAAAUCAGGGUUGCCCAACAAAAGGUCUCUAAAGGCUAAAAUAAAAGCUUUAAUUGCUGAGGAGAUGCAUAAGGAAAAAAAGAAGUCCAAUCAGAAGAAAUCAGGCUAUUCUAACCAACCUAAGUUCCAGAGAACUUGUUCAAUUCAUCAUUAUGAACCAACCGAAAAUGACCUAAGCGAAAUAUGCAGCAACAAGAAUGUGGAGAAUGGAGCCACUGGCUCACUAGAUAAGAAACAGAUCAAGGCCAUAGACGGAUAUGAUACUUCCAUUGAUAAGAAUGCUUUAAAAUCUCAACUUAAAGAUCAUGCAGAAUUAUUUUUGGAAAUUUUAAAGGAAACAGAAGUAGGAUAUCAGAAUUUAUCCAACGGUCAUUUGGCUUCAAAGAAAAAGGCAAGAUUAACUAAGUCAGGAUCAUACCCUGUGUCUCAUUUUUCACAAAGAACAAACUUCAAACCAAGUAAGCUUGAGGACAAGAAGAGUGAAGUUUGGUCUUUUGCAAAAGGGGAAAGAUUGACAAGUGGUGCUCGAUCAAGAUCUUUGUCGAAUUAUGCAAAGACUCUCUUCACAAGUUUAGGGCUCCUGGAUGACGAUGGUGGAAACGUGAAGCUAGAGAAGUCGUCGAGCUUUGCCUGCCACAGUAUCAAGGGAGCAGUUGAUAAUAAAGAAAAUAAUGAAGAGCUCGUCGAUGUAGAAGAAGUAAAUAAGCAUGGCUCUACUUAUGAAUUGUUUGAAGAUUUGAAUGGAGACCUUCAUGAAGAGUAUAAGGUGGGAACAGACAAUGAAAGUAAGUCCAAUAGUUGUUGUGAAAUUGAUGGAUUUGAUAUUAGAAAAACUACGAUCAUGCACAGGAGAAGUUCCUCUCUAAAUGAGUCCAUGGAUAGAUAUAGCAAAUUAUUGGAACAUAGUUUUAAAAAGGAAGUGAGCUUGAAUCCCUCCAGGAGUUUGAAAUUGACUAGUGAAUACGAGAUAUCAUCGAUGCCAUUCAGAAGGAUCCGUUCUCUAUCGAAUGGGAUUCCUGGUGAUGCCCAAUUUUCACAAUGGCUAAUUAGGACUUUAGAGGAGACAAACUCACAUAUCAGAGCUGAAACUGAGAGAGAAGAGAAGUCGAUUCAUAAUCCUUCUAUCAGCUACGUCACUGAAGAUACUGAAAACAAAGUAGAAAGAAGUGAGGAUAUUCAGACAGUAGAAACUACAACAAGCUUAAAAACAAAGACAAAUGAGGAAGGUAAUGCUGAAGUCGAAGACCUUUCGGAGAACAUUAAUGAUGUAACAGUGUUCAAAGGAGACUCUCAUGAAGAACAAGAGAUGAAAUGCACUAAAUCAAUCCUAAGUGAUAUGCUUCCAGAUUCUGAAAUUUCCAGCUGUGAAGAGUUCCAAAUUUCAGAAGGUUUGGUUCUUAAACACAAUGUUGAUGUUGAUGUUGAUACUCUUGUAAAAGCAGAUCGUCACAAUAAAUCCUACAAAAAGGAAAAUGCAGACUUGUUUUAUGUGAGGGAGAUUCUUGAGCAUUCGGGUUUCUCAAGCAAUUUCUGUAAGACAACAUGGUAUUCAGCUACUCAAGUAUUAAACCCUUCAAUAGUUCAGGAACUAGAGUCCUUUUGGCACCAAGAACAAGAGUACUGCUGUGUAGAUAACUUCUACUUCUGCUGUCAUCAUCAGCUACUAUUUGAUUUGGUUAAUGAGGUUUUAGUUCAAAUAUAUGACAGAUCAUUCACAUACUACCCUAAGGCCUUAUCCUAUAGUUGUCGUGUUCGCGCAUUGCCAGAAAAUCGAAUGGUUGAAGAAGUAUGCAAAAAUGUAGAUACCUUGUUAAGGUUGAAACCAGAGCAAGAAUCAAUCGAUGCCAUUGUAGAUCGAGAUUUGAAAAAGGAUGAUGGUUGGAUGAACCUCCAGUUAGAAAGUGAAUGUCUAGCACUUGAAUUAGAGGACAUGAUCUUCAAUGAUCUUAUGGAAGAACUUAGCUGUCCUUGAGUUUGUAGAGUUACCUGUUGUUCGUAUUCUGUAAUUCAUCAUCAUUAAUUUUUGUCAUGAAUUUUGGUUUUGCUCAAUGUAUAUAUUUAAACGAUUGAUAUGUUCAGUUCA
This is a messenger RNA of Nicotiana attenuata, 2674 nucleotides long. Its product is annotated as protein TRM32-like. The record is from RefSeq and is a predicted model, not a curated record. The transcript has 5 exons. Bases 347 to 2563 code for a protein of 738 amino acids. Lineage: Eukaryota; Viridiplantae; Streptophyta; Magnoliopsida; Solanales; Solanaceae.